AGACCCAAAAAAGCCAAAAAGGUGGUAAAAAAAAAAAAAAAAAAAAAGGGUCGCUUUCCGUUCCCUCCAUAUAUUUUUAAUUUUUUAUUCCGUUUUUAUACCAAAAAAUAUAUAUACCACAAUGACAGCGGUCGAAGGGAUUGCUUGGACAGUCUAUGGUAUAAUUGCACUUACGUCAUUUUUUCUGAGUGUGCUAUUUACGAGAUACUUUCAAAACAAGUAUGAAACCGAGUUUUUCGCAACGGUUGUUACCAUCUUGGCCUUGGGACUUGUGUUCUCAACGCUUUGUUUAUUACCGGUGGAUAUUUUUUUAGUUUCGAGUACGGUGGAUGUGAGCAAGGGAAUUAAAAAAGAGUGGGCAACAGAACAAGUCAUUCAACGCAUGACUUUUACCAUGAGCAUAGUGUAUUACGUGUGUUAUGGGUUAAUCACCGUAUUUAGCUUUAUUUUGAUCCCUUUUGCAUACUUUUUUUAUGAAGAAUUUGGCGAAGAUCAAUCCAACAAGGAUAGAAUAUUUGGUGCUUUAAAGUAUACCUCCUUUUUCAUCGUAAUAUCCGUCUUGUUGUCUAUUUUUGGCCUGUUUCUUAAACCUACAACAAAAACGCCAAAGAUUGAUUUGGAUUGGUUCAGAAAGCUUUUAACUGAUAGUAAUGGUGAAAAGGCAAUUACCUUUGUCAUUGCUUGCCUCAUCUUGCUUGGGAUGCUUGUUUUCAUUGGCUACACGGCGCCUGGAUUAUCCUUGUUACCGAUCAGUUUAAUUAAAGGACGCAAAGGCAUUGACGCAGAGCAAGAAGAUGUAGAGAAUCGAGUGGCAGCGAAUAAAGAGAGACAGCGUGUAAUUCGGUCUAGAUAUAUUGGACGCAACAUGCCUAAAACAGAAGCUGAUGUACUAGAUUCAUUGGAGGAUGAAGAAAGAGUUUUAUCUAGAAGACUUAGAGCUAUUCUAGUAGAUAAAACAAGCCUUUCUACCAAGAUCAUCAUGUACCUGCGACCCUUUGAAUUUUUACUUGGCAUGAUUUUGUUAUGCGUUACCUUGGUUUUGGUGGUGUCCAUCUUUUUAACAAUAAUAGACAAGAUUGCAUCUUCUUUAUGUGGAAGCCAAUGUGGCUAUGUUAUCAACCACCCUAAUUUAUUCAACCCGAUUAAUUACAUAUUUGUCAAGGUGUCUACAAUUUUCCCACUGGAUUACAUUUUUAUGGUCGGUUUGAUUUUAUACUUUUUCUUGGCUACGAUGUCAGGUGUCAUAUACAUUGGAAUCCGAUUCUUGUGGAUUACAUUGUUUAAAAUUCGAAAGGGUGCUACUGCACCACAAGGGUUACUUGUAACUGCAUUAUUAUUAACCUUGAGUUUAUUAGCCUUGAACUAUACUAUGACUACGACAGUAGCACCAGGUUAUACUCAUUUCGGAAGUCAAGUCUACUGUAAUCAAACACUUGUCAAUGGACAUCGUGACUGUACGGAUCAUAACGAGUUGAUUGUACGAUGUGACGUGUUUGGACCGACAGACAUUUGUACGCCUACAGUAUCAUCUACGAUGAUUGAUAGGAUUAUUGUCAAUACACCAUUUUUUGGGAUUUUCUUUUAUUAUUCACAAUGGGUAUUCUUGGUUGUGUUUCUGAUUGGAUUUGUCAUUGCAUUAUUUAAGAGACCCCGAAACAAUGUGGAUGCAGAUCUGCAAGAGCUCGUGGAUGAUGAAGAAGAGGAAGAGUUGUUGGAUAGAAGAAGAAAUAGUCACCGUAAUAGUAUUGGGACUGGUAGCGGUAGUGGCUAUUACCAAACCCUAACAUGAGAUGCACGCUUUGAUUUGACUAAUUGAAUAAAUUACUCCCUUAUAAAUCCUCCCCCUU
This is a messenger RNA of Mucor mucedo, 1847 nucleotides long. RefSeq lists its product as uncharacterized. The record is from RefSeq and is a predicted model, not a curated record. NCBI's taxonomy places the organism in Eukaryota, Fungi, Mucoromycota, Mucoromycetes, Mucorales, Mucoraceae. The transcript has 10 exons. Gene Ontology annotation, biological process: protein localization to vacuole. Bases 122 to 1789 code for a protein of 555 amino acids. Gene Ontology annotation, cellular component: vacuolar membrane.